AUGUUUACUCUGUAAAAGAGUAAAAGAUAAACAUGAGAUGGAAGAUAAGAGAUCCUAUUUCAAGGUUCGAAGGUUGGCAGUAAGUUUAUAGGCCAGUGUUAUACAAUAUACAAGUCUAUUUAGAGGUUCCAUUUUAAUGAAUCUCCGUUUCACAGCUAAACGAGAUAUUCAGAAACAUGGACCAGCAAGAGUAUAAACUGCUUAGCGAUAAAUUAUUUAUCUACAAAGGCAUGGUGUUGCCUAUAGAUGAUCAGCAUUACCAGAGCCCAGAGUACUUUGACAGUUUGCUGGACUUCACGAUCAGGGAUGAUGAUGUCUUUGUGGUCACUUUCCCUAAAUCCGGUACUGUAUGGACGCAGCGUAUCAUGACGCUCCUGUAUGAGGAGGACUUCCCUGAGUUAAAGAACGAGAUGACGUAUGAGCAGAUGCCGUGGCUGGAGUUUCUGGAGAUAGGAAAAGACUUCAACAUCCGUCCGUCACCCAGACUCUUCUGCUCCCACCUACAUCAGCACCUAGUGCCCCUCGGCCUGCAGGGGAAAGGCAAGAUCAUCUAUAUCUACAGGAACCCCAAAGACAUCAUGACUUCCUAUUUCCACUUCUCCCAGUUCAUGAAGAUAGUGGAGUGUCUGGAGUCGACCAAUGACAUGAUGGAGAAAUUCUUCACUGGAAGGAUGUUGGGCGGCUCCUGGUUUGACCACAUCAAAGGAUGGUACACCAACAAGGACAAAUACAACAUUCUGUUUCUCAGCUACGAGGAGAUGAUCAAGGACCUGCGGGCUGCGGUGGUGCGGAUUUGCAACUUUGUGGGGAAGAAUCUGUCGGAUGCAGCCAUCGACAGCGUGGUGGAGAAAGCCAGCUUUAACUACAUGAAGAAAGACACCGUAGCCAAUUACGAGUCCCUGCCUGAAGAUGUCAAGGCCCCCGGCAAGGGACAAUUCCUCCGAAAAGGUACGGUGGGAGACUGGAAGAACGCACUAACGGUGGCACAGAACGAACACUUCGACCGUCUUUUCCAGGAAAAAAUGAAAGACAACUUGCUGAAGUUUGUGUGGGACAUCACUGAGCUUAAGGGCUGAAAUAUCAUCACUUUUAAUAACUAGAACACAUCCAAAACAACAUUAUUAUACUGUCAGUGUACUGAAGUCUUUUUGUGCUAGCUAUCAACCCCCUAGCAACCUUACAGAACACCAGAUCGUUCUCCUGGAACAGCACAGAUAACGCCUUUAAUUUCAGCUGCCUAUAGCUACCUUAAUCCUUUGAUAUGCAACAUAUGCAAACCCCCCUCUAAUGCGCAACAUGGGUCAAAAAUGACCCACAUUAAUAAAAUUGACCACCCAUGUGUGCAAAGGCGUAGAAGGGUAGUGACACAAAAUGGGCUUUUAUUCAAAAAGUAAGAAAGGAUAAAAUUAAAUUUAAAAAAAUUAUGAUUAAAAACAUGUGAAUUGAGGAAUACCCUAAAUUCUGAAUGACUGAAUUUUUUUAUUGUUAAGAUAUAUCUUAAAAACCCUUAGACAUACAUGAAUUAUGUAGAAAAUGAAUGCAGAUCAUUUUUGACUGAUGUGUGUAUUAGAGGGGUAGUGAUACAAAUAGGGCUUUUAUUCAAAAACUAAUAAAGAAAAAAAAAAUAAAGAUGUAUGAUGAUCAAAAACAAGUUAAUUCAGGAAUAUAUUGUAUACUGAAUGAAUAAAUGUAUUUAUUGCAAAGAUAUAGAAAAUUAAAACUCAUCUAGACCACUUCUUAACAGAUGAUAAUCAGCACUGCCUGAAUAAAAACAUUACCUUAAAACAAUGUAGAUCUCUGACAUCUGAAUUGAUUUAUUAGUGCACACUAAUUUUAAGUUGAUUUGAAAUUGAUUCAAAGUUAUGGUUUUAUAUGUGUAUUAUUUGCAUUAAACUUUACUUACAUAAAAAA
Astyanax mexicanus (Mexican tetra) is the source of this 1911-nucleotide messenger RNA. Its product is annotated as amine sulfotransferase. The record is from RefSeq and is a predicted model, not a curated record. The transcript is spliced from 6 exons. Gene Ontology annotation, cellular component: cytoplasm. Gene Ontology annotation, biological process: sulfation. Gene Ontology annotation, molecular function: sulfotransferase activity. Bases 177 to 1076 code for a protein of 299 amino acids. NCBI's taxonomy places the organism in Eukaryota, Metazoa, Chordata, Actinopteri, Characiformes, Acestrorhamphidae.